AACCCCUGGCCCCCUCCCUGCUCAGGGGCACUUUGGGCGCGGGGCGAUUCGCGUCUCGCGUGGCGGUUUCCCCCGGGCCCGACCUCCACCCCUCCACCACCUCGGCCGGGAACGGCGCCCCUAACCCCGCGGGUAUUUCAGGCAAAGGCGGGCUGCUGAAGUUGCUCCGCAGCGGAAGGCACGGCACCCGGCACGGCACCCGGCACGGCACCGGCACGCCAGCCGGCAUGGCCGAGCCGCUGGCGAGCAGCGAGGAGAACAGCCGGCGCAUCGCGCGCAUCGAGAGCUGCUUCGGCGCGGCGGGGCGCCCGCUGAUGGCGCCGGGCCGGGUGCUCGUGGGCGAGGGGACGCUCACCAAGCUGUGCCGCAAGGGCCCCAAGCCGCGGCAGUUCUUCCUGUUCGACGACAUUGUGGUGUACGGCGCCGCCGUGCUGGGGAGCCGGCGCUACGCCAACCAGCGCGUGCUGGCGCUGGAGGCGGUGGCCAUCUGCACCCUGCCGGACGAGGGCGAGCUGAGCAACGGCUGGCUCGUGCAGACGCCCGCCAAGUCGUUCAAAGUGUUUGCCGCGACAGAGUCGGAGCGCGCCGAGUGGAUCAGCCACAUCGAGCGGUGCGUGCGCGAACUGCGCGCCAAGCGCGGCCUGCCUCCCCUGCCGGCGCCGUGCAAUUCGCCGGGCCCCGGCGGCGCCUCCUCCUCCACGGCGGCGGUGAUCGCGGCGGCGUCUCCCGCCGACGGCUCGGAGCCGGCAGCGUGGUGGGUGCCCGACUCGUCGGCUUCGGCGUGCAUGCGGUGCCAGCGCUCGCGCUUCAACGCCCUCAACCGGCGGCACCACUGCCGCAAGUGCGGCAUCGUGGUGUGCGGCGCCUGCUCCGACCGGCGCUUCCUGCUGCCCAGCCAGUCGUCGCGCCCGCUGCGCGUCUGCAUCGGCUGCUUCGACUCCCUCACCGCCGCCGCCGUGAUGGCGCCGGCCGGGCCGUGCUCCUCCUCCGCCGCCGACGACCUGGUGGACAGGGUCGCCAAGGUAACCGUCGCCAACGGCAACCGGGGAUCGUCUGGCGCCGCGGAGGAAGGCCGGCCGGCGGUGUCGCGAGGUCGCCGCGGUGACGGCGCGAGGACCUCCAACGGAACGCAGGACUCCUCCGACGACGAUGACGACGACGACGACGAUGACGGUGGUGACGGCGGUCGAGAGGGUGGCAGCGGUGAGGAUUGGGCAGAUAGAAGUCCCAUUGGCAAUCGCACUGGGUUCUACUCAUGAGGCUGCGGGUGAGAGGCUAUUGGGGUGAGGGUUUAGUGGUGUGACUGUUGGAGUGUGACUCUGUCUGUGGGCGUGUGAGGCUAUAGGUUAUUGAGGCUUGGGGUGAGUGAGGCUGUAGGCGAGGUGAGGCUGUGGGCGUGUGAGGCUGUAUUCAACAGGGUUGUAGUGAACAGGGCUUUAGGCAAGUCGGGUUGUAGCCUUAUUACUCCCGACCCUGGCCAUGUGAAACUUUCCGCUAUAAUCGCUGCUCUCUAUACGAUGCCGUGUGUACUCUAAAUCAACCCGCGUGGCUUAGCACUCCCCAGCAUGACUGGACACCUUGUAUGCAUUGUGCCUGUCUUUAGCAUGUGGUGAUGAUGAAGAAUAGUAAUAAUUGACUGUUGCACUUCUGUACUGAAUUAGACAGAGUCUGUGCUAGCGGCUACUGUGUGAAACCUUUAUACACUCUUUCAGCUAUGCAGUGCCAUUGGCAACUAUUAACUACAACCAAAGUUAACUCUGUCCAAACGACUAACCCUUUGCCUCCAUUCCAAGUGCAGUCAUCCAGCGUGAGCGCUUCGUGGUGGGUCACCCGGAGUAACGCCCCACACCUGGAUGGGUGACCGCCACCGUGCGUACGUAGCAGGUUGGCAGAGGAGGGGGGGGGGGGGGCUUGCAGGGGCUGCGUUGUGGGCAGCAGAGGGCGGUGAAGCAUCAUCCGUUGUUGGUGCUCCUCUCUGCUCCUCUGCUCUCACGUCAACAACCCCUCCACUGCUCCCCACCACCUCCACAAACCCAUGAAGGGUGAUCACUUGACCCCCACGACCCUGCACGGCCAGCAGACGGUCGACAAGAGCUGUGGCGGUGUGCGUGAUGCUCUGUGCGAGUGUGCAGCAAAGUGGCAGUGCGCGUGCGUACGUAGGUGCGCGUGUUGAACUUUCUUUCUUAGCACCGCCCGUAGCCAGCCAUGCUUAUCAGAGGCGCGGGGAUGAUGCCGGUUGGGAGUGCAGCAAUGCUGUCCGUCGUUCGUGGCGGUCGUCUGUGUGGUUUUUUGUUUAUUUGUUUGUCGCUUAAGUAAAAGCGGCGUAAUCUGAAUUGGGAGCCGGGCGGUCCGUGAAUGUAAAGCGCCCGCCCCCUCGUGGCCCGGAAACGUCGGAGAUUUUUCGAGAGAGGACAACGCGGCUCAAAACGCAACGGCUCCUUUACCUUGUAGCCACGCACGGUACCUCAAGUUUGAAGUCUCCGCUGAUGAGAACAACAACAACAAUAUGAAGCGUUUUCAAGUCGCCGGCAGUAAUGCCGACGGAUUUGAGACCGCACGAGGAGGCCAGCCUGGUGGGCUCGGAAGCCAGCACGGCCGAGCUCCUGGCUUCAGUGGGACUCUCGCGGUUUGAGCCGCCCGCCGUGGAUUGAACCGGGCUCCUCGGGCGGAGCGAGACGAUGGCGUUGUCUCCGCCAAACAAACCAACCGUGGCCACCGUAGGCCGUGUAGCUACGAGGUGAGGGAGCUGGCCACGUCCUUUUGGGUUGCGUCUCCCUUGAGGCGGCACGCGGUGCCGGACAACUACUGAUGUAGCACACUGACUUGGCACUCGCGGCGGGGGCAGUGGCGUGUCGCGGUGGUUGUAGCGUAGGUGCUGGCGCAAGGAGUUAAAUGGGGCCUUCUCCCCCCCCCCCCGGGUCCAAUUUCCUCCCCCUCCGUAGCCUGGGCCGCUGUGCAGUUGCACCGCCUGCGCACUCGAUAGCCACGCCACUGCCCGUCGUCCAGCGUGUGCGCGCGUAACCCUGUAGAGCGUCUGCCCUGUGGAAUGUACUCGUUCACUAACUGUUGAUUGAUGCUAAUAAUAACAUGAUAGAUGCUUUACAUUAAACGGUCUGUAUUGGCAUGUUUUGGUGUUGGCACUGAAGCAUGUGGCUGAAUGUAUAUCUAUAUAUAUAAAAUCGUUCAUGUCUGUGUGUCUGUGUGUGUGUGUGGACUGCACUUUCAUUGGACGGCGGUUGCCCCUGGCAACGGCUAGCCACGCCUUCGCCGCUUUCAUUGGACGGCGGUUGCCCCUGGCAACGAGUAGCAACUUUUCUCCGCGGGGUGGACGC
Messenger RNA from Lethenteron reissneri (Far Eastern brook lamprey), 3332 nucleotides. It is a transcript of the gene PLEKHF2, whose product is annotated as pleckstrin homology and FYVE domain containing 2. Gene Ontology annotation, molecular function: metal ion binding; phosphatidylinositol binding. Gene Ontology annotation, biological process: endosome to lysosome transport; endosome organization. Lineage: Eukaryota; Metazoa; Chordata; Hyperoartia; Petromyzontiformes; Petromyzontidae. The record is from RefSeq and is a predicted model, not a curated record. Gene Ontology annotation, cellular component: early endosome.